ACAAACAUGGAGGCACCAAUGACAGUUUUUAUUUUCACAUUGCAUUUGUGUUGUAACAGUAUCCACACAUAUCUGCAUGCAUUUUGAACAUGGAGCUACCAUGAGCCUUUAGUUUUGACUGAAUGCCUAUGGUUCUGCUUUAAAACAUUUUUCUGGGGCAGGGGUUAAACAGUGAGGAGAGCCUUUCAGGAAAUUGUCAAAGAGCAUGAGUCCAAAUAUCCUGUGACCAAUCUCCUUGCAUUACUGCUGGAAUUCUGUUAUUGUCCUGCUGUGAAUUCUGGAUUGUAUUUUGUGUAACAAGUAGCAGGGGAUUACUGCGGUGUGAUACAUUGUUUGUGUGUGUCUUUUUCAGGGUUGUCGAGUGGUUUCCUGGAGACGGAGCAUCAGACGCAGCGUGCAGAUCCCAGCAGAACCGGUCGACCCGUGGAGCCUCGCCGCCGCUGUGCCUCUGAGUCAUCCAUCUCCUCCUGCAGCAGUUUACCAGGAAGCACCAGCACGGUUCUCAGUCUUCCAAAAUGUGGGAAGGGAAAACCCGCCUUGGUCCGGAGACACACUGUGGACGACAAGAGUGAAUUAAUAGCCUGCAUAGAAACUGGGAAUUUUGCUAAAGCCGCUCGAUUAGCUGCAGAGGUUGGCAACAGCAAUAUUUGGAUGCCCGCUAGUGCUGCAACUGUUGCACUGGAACCCCUAAAGCUAGUAUGGGCCAAAUGUAGUGGAUACCCUUCCUAUCCUGCCCUGAUCAUCGACCCCCACAUGCCUCGCUGCCAGCUCAACAGGGCGUCCAUCCCACAGCCUCCCUCUGAUGUGCUGCGGAUCGGGGAGCAGAUGCAGUACAAGGCCGAAGAGAAACUCUACCUCGUGCUCUUCUUUGACAACAAGCGCAGCUGGCAGUGGCUUCCCAGAUCCAAGAUGGUUCCCCUGGGGAUAGACAAGACCAUCGACAAGAUCAAAAUGAUGGAAGGUCGCACGUCGAGCAUUCGUAAAGCGGUCCAGAUCGCCUUCAGCCGCGCCAUGAACCACCUGAGCAUUGUACAGGACGAGCCAGUCAGCGACCUCAGUGACUUGGACUGAUGUCCUGAACCAGUACCUCGCCUUUACCAAAUAUCAUUUAUCUAAGUUUUACAGCUCUGGGAAAACAAGAGACCACUGCAGAAGCAUCCGCUUUUAUCUUUUAUAGGUGUACGAUGUGGGACAGAACACCUUGUUCUUUACACGAGUGAUUCUCAAACUUUUUACCGAACUAAAGUGGGACAAAAUCUGAUUUGAAAUUACAGUAGUAAUCUUUUUAAUUGGAAAAUACCCCUGAGCCUUUAAUUUUAUAGUGAAUAUGAAAGAAGAAUAGAAAGUACAAUACGAACUAAAGGUGUAUCAAAAUGCAUUUUUUAGAUUACAUAAUUGAGAAAUCCAUUUUCUAUUGAAUAACCUUGAUUUGUAAUUAUGGCUUUACACGUUUUUUCACUAAUUUUUCAGGCUUUUUAUGUUGUAUCACUUUCUGCCAUUGCCUGGUGGUUUGUGAGGGAUGUUCUCAUAUGUAUUUUACACACAGGCUAACAGAGGCUGAGUUUCAUCAUCACUGGUCUCCCAUUUUACUUUGUUGUUCAGAGCUGUACAUUGGAGACUCACAUGUUUACUGAACACCUGCUUAACCAGGUGCUCGCUCUCUCUCCACAAUCUCUCAUGAACCCUGCUUACCACUUGCCAAUAUGGCUGCUGCUGAAACGAAUGUGUCUUUCUCAGUAAAACCGGGCUUGUAACUGUGCUUCAACCAUACACUCAAAGGCAUUAUGCUGUUUGCUUACAAAUGCAUCUAAAAAGAAUAAUGUGGACACUCAGUUAUGAAUUAGACAGGUAAGAUUUCUAUUACAAUUAUGCACACUGAAAUACUAACUAGAAACCAUUCACCUGGUUACAUACAAAUACUUCUUCACAUUAUUCUACAUUUUAGAUGCUCUUACAAAACAAUGUACUGGCUUGAUAAAUGACCAAUCAACAUUUCGUACCUAAAACCACGACUGAAAGCUGCCUAGUUACCUGAAGGUUUUUGGCUCACACUUGAAGUUUUAAAUACAUUUUAUAUAGACUGUAAAUAAUGUCUACAGUUGCCUAACUUAUUUUAUAGUUUUGACAGAUUUGGGUACUGUACAGGACUUUUUUAGUAUUUAUACUUGAUGCUUUUUGGCACUAAACUUUUUGAGUGAAUCUUUGUGUGUUAUUGAUUAUGAUGGAAAAAAGCAAAAGCCUGAACAUUGAGACUAGGGCUACAUCAUUGUAUUUCUGAAUUUUCAUGUAUUUUAAGUUAUUGAAGUUUAUAACAUAUGCUCCCAUCUUGCAUAAAUUCAUUUUCUACCAAAAUCAUUCUAUUUUUAAAUAUAUUUAUAUGAUUUGUUAUUCGAAUGCAUAAUGUCAAUGUUGUAGACAUGGGACAUACAGUUCUCAAGAAACCAAAAAGUUUGCUAUCAAAUGUGUUUUCAUAAUUAUUUUGAUUUUGUGUGAAACUAUUGCCAAAAACAACAAAGGUGUUUGACAUUGGACUGUUACUUGGUUUGUUGUAGCUAUAGCAAGAUGUGCCUGUGUUAACUUAUUGUAAAGUAUCUCCAUUACUUUAUUCUCCAAGAACAAUGAUUGUGGUACUAUUGCAGUGGUGGAUCCUGCCUUGUUCUUUUUAAUUCUUCCAUACCUUGCUGUUGUUAACAUUUCUUUUGUAUUAUUAUUUUGUAUUUUGUAAUUAUGAACUUGUGUUUUUUUUAUUACAUCUGUCAUUUUUUGCAGACUGUUUUGUAUUAAAAUAAAUGGGCAGUAUCCAUUGUAAA
Molecule: messenger RNA, 2810 nt
Organism: Boleophthalmus pectinirostris (great blue-spotted mudskipper)
Lineage: Eukaryota; Metazoa; Chordata; Actinopteri; Gobiiformes; Gobiidae
Product: bromodomain-containing protein 1-like
Exons: 5
Coding region: 652-1071 (139 amino acids)
Source: RefSeq, a predicted model, not a curated record